Molecule: messenger RNA, 2868 nt
Organism: Cryptosporidium ubiquitum
Lineage: Eukaryota; Apicomplexa; Conoidasida; Eucoccidiorida; Cryptosporidiidae
Exons: 1
Coding region: 1-2868 (955 amino acids)
Source: RefSeq, a predicted model, not a curated record
AUGAGCACUUAUAGUGUUUUUGAGUUGGGAAAGCUGGAUGAGAAGGAUUUUUCUGAAAUUGCAUGGCUAAAUAAUGCUUUAAGACGAAGAAAUGUAACCGAAAAUGGUCGUCAGUUGGAAGAAGAACUUCUCGCAAUUUCUCAGUCAUGUAUGUAUGCAAUCACCGACUAUAAUGAACAAAUUGAAUCUAAUAUGAACGAAAUAGGUAGCUUAAUGAGCAAUUUUAUUUCAAAAAAUGAAGAAAAUAACAGAAUUUGUAAAGAAUUGAAUUCCAAGAUAAGUGAAUUUUCUAAUAUAGUAAAUUUGAAUGAAGAAAAAUACAUUAGCAAUAUUAAUAUUGAAAAUAUAUUAUCUCUUUUUGAGAAGAAGGAAAAACUAGAAACCGUUUCACAAAUAUUAACAAAUAAUAGCAAAUUUGAAUCAUUACUUUGUGAAAUUGAAAGCGUUCUACAAGACAAAGAUACAUUCAUAAUGCUGAUUAAAGGACAGGGUCAAGAUUUUCAUGAUAUUAUUAAUAAGGUAUGUUCUUUAAGAGUUUUAGUUAGUAGUUUGGAGUCAAUACCGGAAUUUUCAGCUAGAAUAGAACGCUAUAAGAGUCUUGAGAACAGUAUACUUAAUAUACUGGAUGAUUUCUUUAAAAAUAAGUUCAUUAAUGAGAACAUUGAAGAAAAUAAUAUUCAUGAAUUAAUUCUAGUUUACUCUAAAUUUGGUCAUGAUUCAAGGCUCUACAAGAAAAUGAUGGAUAUUAUUAAUGAACAAAUAGAACAAGUUUGGAAACUUUUAUGGUCUUUAACUACAUUUGGAUCACAAAAUAGAGGAUUAGAAGUUGAACAAUUUAAGAAAUCCAGUAAAAAACCUUAUAACAACAGUGAAAAACACUCGUCUAUUAUUUUUCUUCCAGCAAUUAUGGACUUAGAAUCUGCUCACAUAUCACAAGAUAUAUUCAGAAUUAGAGAAGAUGAAGCUAUUAUUAGAUUCUUUUCAUGGUUUUCUGAGCUUAUUUUUUCAAAGAAUCACAUUAUUACUCCAAUAUUAACAACCAGUAAUUCUAAUAUCACUAUUUCAGAUACUAUUCAAUCUAUUAUUAAAAAAUUGCUUUGCAUAUGUAUUCAAGAUGUAAAAGAGUUUAUAGAAAUAAUAGUCAACUCUAUUACAAGCUCCAAAUUCAUUUUUCCUGAAAAUAAUUCAGAAAGUUUUGAUAUGGAAUCAGACUCAAUCUUUGAAAUGGAUCAUGAUACUAUUUCAACCAUUGAUGUUAAAGAAAUUCGAACAAUAUGUGAAAGAAUAUAUAAAUCAAUAAUUAGUGGGUUGGAAUUAGUGAUUAUUCCUGAUUCUAAUAAACAAGAAGCAUCUAAUUUUGUCUCAAGUCAUCUAAAUCAAGAUCAUUUUACUCAGAUUUCUGAUAUGAUUUUAAUACAAGGUAACUUUGUACAAUCACUAUUACUUUGUGAUGUAGCAUGGAUUUUCCAAAGUAUAAAGAAUAUCUCAUCCAACUUGAAAUCAUUGAUUAUUAAUCAGUCACCAGUAUCAGAAUAUUCAUUGGAAAUAGAAUCUAAAAGCUCAAUUUUGGCUGAUAGAAUUGGAACUUUACUUUCAAAUGAAAGAUUUGGUGAUCACACACAACUUAUUUUAAUUCCUUUAGAAAAUUAUAUCAUUUUCUUUAUUUCAAUUAUUGAUUACUCACUCAGAUUCUUUCUUGAAAAUGAUUUAAUUUACUUAUUAAAUCCUAUUCAAAGCUCAGUCAGAGCUCAAACAUUAAAUCUUAUUAAAAGUAUUGAGAAGAAACAAAAAGAUUCAAAUUUAUUAUCAUCAGUUAAUUUAUUGGAUAAAGAAUUACUUUCAUCAUGUUUUGCUUUCCACUUUUCAUUAAUGAAAACCAGAAACACUUUUUACGAUUUAUUGCAAACUUUAAUAAUACGUUGCAGAUCUAUAUAUUGCUCAUCAGCUAAAAAUGAUGAUUAUGAGUCCAAGUCUUUUUUAUCUCAAAUAUUUUAUGAUAAAAUAUGCUUUAAUCAAUAUUCAAUCUUUCAGAGAAUUCAAGAAACUUUAUCAGAUUCAUUAUCCUCUGAAAUUAAGGCUAUACUUAAGAAUCAAGAAUUAUCAUUAGACCAACUUGAUCUUUUAGACCAAUUUGGAUCUCAACAAUUAAUUUCUCAAAUUCUUUCAGAUUCCAUUGAUAUUAUUUCGCAAUGCUGUUCAUACCCAACUUUAGCAUUUUUUGAAGGAUAUAAUCGUCUUGAUUGUUGGAGCAAAGAAGAUAUUAACAUAAUUAAACUAAUUCAUAAUUUAAAAGACUCUAAUUUGCAAUCUUUUGAAGAAGCUAUUAUUUCUAUUAUAGAGAAUUCAGGCAUUCAACCAUGCAGUUCUAUUGUUUCUAUUGGAGAAUAUUUGUUGAAUAUUGCUGUAACUUUAGAAUCUACUUGUAAUAACAAUCCAGAUAUACAAAGUCAAAUAGAAUCUGAAAAUCUUAUUCCAGAACUUGUUAAAAAAGUAUCUUACAUUGUUGAGGAUACAUAUAGACGUCAAAUAUUUGAAAUUGAGUAUUUAAGUAUGCAAGGAUGCUUACAAUUAUAUGUUGAUUCUAAAUAUAUUCUAAAUAUAUUUGAGAUACUUUUACUUUAUCACAAAAGUCCAGAAUCUGAUGAUUCUCAAAAGAAAUUACAAGUUGAAAAUGGUAAUCAAUAUCACGAGGAAUAUAAUAUUGAAGUAUCUGGUGGAAAUGAUAUUGUACCAUUGAAUAGUGCUCUGCUUAUGAUCAUUUCAAAUACAUGCUUAGAAUCCUCAUCAAACAAAAGUGUUGUAAACUGGUAUAAUUCUUUAAAACAAAAGAUCAAUAAUACUGAGCAAAAAUUACUUAAGAAUAAAUAA